This is a messenger RNA of Thecamonas trahens ATCC 50062, 2146 nucleotides long. RefSeq lists its product as uncharacterized. The transcript has a single exon. Lineage: Eukaryota; Apusomonadida; Apusomonadidae. Gene Ontology annotation, cellular component: membrane. Bases 686 to 2128 code for a protein of 480 amino acids. Gene Ontology annotation, biological process: transmembrane transport. Gene Ontology annotation, molecular function: transmembrane transporter activity. The record is from RefSeq and is a predicted model, not a curated record.
ACGUGUCUGCGGCGGCAGUGGCAUUUGAGCAAAGACGGCGAGCGAGUCGGAGAGCACGAAGACGUAGAAGGAGGACAGAGGCGAGUCAAGGUGGUAGAGGCAAGCAAGUGUGUAGCAGGCGGUGGGGACAUUGUCUACUGAGAGGCGAUAUCAUGGCGGAAGAGAAUGAGUAUGGUGUGCUCCACUUUCGUACGGGCCAAGCAACGGCAUCGUCGGUGGUCAUUCCCUCGGUCCCCGUCGGCGAACUGGGCAAAGUCGAUCUCAUUGUUCCUGAUCACAUCCAAUCGGUCACUUCCAUUCCUGAGGCCGUCAUCCUCUCCUCGUCGCUCCUCUCAGAGCCAUCUCUUCCAUCCACAGUUCUCCUUCCAUCCCUCGUCGAGUACUCGGAUCUCGCUUCGGAUCUCGCAACCGCCGCCUCACCUCCCGCAUCGGCAUCGGCAUCGGCAUCGGCAACGGCAUCGGCAUCGGCAUCGGCGUCUCGGCUCCUUUCGCCCGGCCCGCUCGCCUCGCCUGACUCGCUCCUCUCUCCUGAUCUGAUUGCCUCGUGUGAUGUGGUUGGCUGGGCAGCUCGCCGCAAGGCAGCAUCGGCGUCGGCGUCGGCGUCGCCUACGUUGGUGAUGGUCUCUGUAGAGGCGGAUCGAUCCAGGGCGAGAUCGAGGGCGAAAGUCAGGGCGAGGCAAUUUCGAUGGAAAAGGCGCUGAUGCUGGCGCGGACGCGGAGCGGAGCAGUGAUGGCUCAGUCCGGCAGCGGAGGCGAUGCCGAGGCCGCGACCGGCGGCAUGGCCCGGACCAUCCGGUGGUACCAUCUGCUCCUGCUGUGCUUCUUCUGGACGUGCGGCGGGCCGUUUGGUAUCGAGCCUGCGGUAGGCGCUGCCGGCCCGCUUGUCACCAUGCUCGGCCUCAUCUCUGUGGGCAUCUUCUGGGGCCUGCCGCAAGCGCUGAUCUCGGCCGAGCUGGCGGUGAUGAUCCCGGACAACGGCGGCAACUUCAAGUGGGUCCAGCGGGCGUUUGGCCCGGCGGCAUCGGCGCUCAACGGGUACAACAACAUGGUGAUGGCGCUUAUCUCCAACGCGCUCCUCAUCCAGCUUGUUGUCCAGUACCUGCCGACGUCGGUGGAGCUCAACUUUGCGCAGGGCGCGUGGCUCAUGGCCGGUUUUGUUGCCCUCUGCCUCGCCAUCAACCUCUACCGGCCGACGGCUGUCGCCGAGCUCAACCUCAUUAUCCUCCCACUGCUCUUUGUGCCGUUUGUAGCCAUCGCCGUCUACGCCUACCAUACCGGCGCCGGCGAGUCGAGUGGGAUCCGCAAGUCGCUGACGACGAUCCCGCCCGUGAGCGAGAUCAACUGGUCGGUCUUCCUCUCCACCAUCCUCUGGGCCGCCGACGGCUACGACUCGUCGGGCUCGGCCGCAGGCGAGAUUGUGGGCGGGAAGCGAGCCUUUCUCCUCGGCGUCAUCGGCUCCAUCCCGAUCACCCUCGUCAACUACGCCAUCCCGAUCAUGCUCUCGUACUCGAUCGCGCCGAGCCUGGCGACGUGGAACCAGGGAGGGUUUGUCAACGUCGGCUACGCCGUCUCGCGUGGCUGCGGCGUGGUCAUGGUCGUCACCUCGCUCGCCUCAGUCUUUGGCCAGCUCAACUCGGCGCUCGUGCCCAAUGCUCGAGUGGUGUGGGCGACGGCGCUGGCCGAUGAUCCGCGGCACCGGCUCCUCCCGCGCCUGCUCUCGUACUCGUACCGCUCGCGAUCAGGCGUCGUCCGCCCGCUAGUCGCCAUCAUGGCCACUGCCCUCGCCGCCCUCGUCGUCGCCCUCGCGCCCUUCCAGAUCGUCGUCGAGUCGUACCUCUACUUUCGGCUCGUCAAUCUCGGCUUUGAGUACGCGUCGCUCAUCGCGCUGCGGAUCAACGAGCCGGAGACGCCGCGCGAGAUGCGCAUUCCCGGCGGCCUCCUCGUCUGCUUUGUCUUCUGCCUCCCACUCCUUGGCGUCGCCGGUAUCCUCCUCGCCACCUCGACCACCGAGGCCAUGGCCGUCGGCAUCGGCGCCCAGUUUGUCUUUGCCGGAGCGUACGCUGUCAGAUGGCACCAAGCCCGUGCCAUGCGCUCGGCUGCCGAAGCCCGCCCGCUGUUGGGCAAGUGAAGCCAUCGUGUGUGCGGC